This is a messenger RNA of Physcomitrium patens, 1377 nucleotides long. Its product is annotated as cytochrome B5-like protein. Gene Ontology annotation, molecular function: heme binding. The record is from RefSeq and is a predicted model, not a curated record. Lineage: Eukaryota; Viridiplantae; Streptophyta; Bryopsida; Funariales; Funariaceae. Gene Ontology annotation, cellular component: intracellular membrane-bounded organelle; membrane.
AUGGUGUUCAAUACUGACGAUUGGUCGUUCACCCAGGUCUCGACUCGCAUCUGGCAAUGCUUGCAAGACCAUGGCAAAAUUGAGGGGAAUCCGCUGAAACAGAUGCUGCCGGACGACGGUGCCGCACCCGAUUUCUGUUUUGAGCAUUUUGACACCACCUGGGGAACCCAUGCACAACCGAAUGAACGGAACCCAAAAGAGCACAUGUCAUCCACGGAGUUGCGGGAUCCAAGGGUGAGCCUGCGCGGUGGUGGGAGAGAGUCCCCCAAUAGACUGCACAAUUCGAUGCAGGAGGAUUGGAGGGUGUGUACCAGAGGCGAUGUGCUGCAAUUGAUGGCAGGUAAUAACGUGAAACAUGUGUGCUAUAGUGCUGAAUUCGAUGUAACUGCACAGGAUGUUGUGAUUGCAUGGUUAUUGAAGAGCAGUGAUAAAUCCCACGGUGAUACCACGGUGCUGGUGCUGCGUCGUGCAUACCCGUGUCCAUUACCUCGCGAGCCAGCUUCGGCUCUUGUUUCGGUUGCGAUCACGAUUUUUGUGGUGGUGCAUUGGUACUUGCAUUUGCUGAUCUAUCACUGUGCUGCAACUUUUUCGUAUGUGGGUUUCUACGAGAAUUGUGUGUAUAGGAUUAUAACAAGCUCCUUUUGUAAGUGGAGAGGGGGUUUGCAGUGCUCGGUUACAGUCAUGGUGAAUUUGGUUUGGAGUUUGGUGUUGACAAUGGUACUGGCAGCUCUCAUUUCGAUCUCCUUUCUGCUUCCCAUUUUCAAUCGUACGAACACGUCGGUCACUGCGAAUGCCACUGUGAAGGAAGAGGGGCCUUACUCACGAGCUGAGGUCGCAAAACAUAACACAAGUACGGAUUUAUGGAUCAUUUUGAAGGACAAGGUUUACGACGUGACUUCAUUUGUGGAGGAGCAUCCUGGUGGUGAUGCCAUCUUGAACAAUGCCGGUGCAGACUCAACAGAAGGGUUCUUCGGACCACAACAUGGAACGAAGGUUUUCGAAAUGCUGGACGAUUUUUACAUCGGUGAACUGAUUCAAUAUUCUCCUUGAUUUAUUGUCUUAAGUUUUGCACCACGUUCUUCGGAUUUUUAUCAGCGGUGCUCAUACUGAUUAUGUUAGAGCUGCGUAGCUCGGUGGGAUUGUAAAGUGAGCUAGCCAGACUGUCAUGCCCAUACUGUGCAUACUUUGCACAUAGUCUGAAUCUAUAGGUUGGCAUGCCAAUCGUAGUAAGAAAUUGCGACUGUCAUCUGAGCUUCAUUUUCUUUUAUUGGAAAUGUCAAAAUUUUCUUCUACGCUUUAUUCCUGAAGGGUCUUUGAUUCAUCAAGAAUUGUUUCUAGGGAGAGCUUGAACUCAAUUUUAAGACUGUGUUGCCCCUA